AGGCUUUGUCUUUUAUCAAACACACGCUCGACAACACUCUCACAUCCCAAAGCCCUAAUCUCUGUAAACCUAAAAUCCCCAAUCUCCUCUCUUUAGCUUACGCACAUACAGAGACAGCCAUGGCUCUAGUGAGACCUGGAUCAGGGUCAGCCCAGCCGGCGAAGCUUCGAUGGGGAGAGCUCGAAGAGGACGACGGCGAGGAUCUGGACUUCCUCCUGCCGCCGAAGCAGGUGAUUGGGCCGGACGAGAACGGGAUCAAGAAGGUAAUAGAGUACAAGUUCAAUGAGGACGGCAAUAAGGUCAAGAUCACGACCACGACCCGGACUCGGAAACUCGCCAACGCUCGACUUAGUAAGCGGGCCGUGGAGCGCCGCUCCUGGCCUAAGUUCGGCGACGCCGUGCAUGAGGACGUCGGUGCCAGGCUAACCAUGGUCUCCACUGAAGAGAUCCUCCUUGAGCGCCCCAGGGCUCCUGGUAGCAAGGCAGAAGAACCAAAGGCUGGAGGAGACUCUUUGGCUCAACUCGGAAAAGGAGGGGCUGCUCUCAAACUUUGUAGGACUUGUGGUAAGAAGGGUGACCACUGGACUUCACAGUGCCCAUAUAAGGAUCUCGCCCCACAGGCUGAAGCAUUCAGUGAUAAGCCUCCUACAUCAGAUGCAGCAACUGGAGCUGCUGGAACUGGUAAGUAUGUUCCUCCAAGCGUGAGAGCAGGGGCAGACAGAACUGGAUCUGAUAUGAGACGAAGGAAUGAUGAGAACUCUGUUCGUGUCACCAACCUUUCAGAGGACACACGGGAGCCUGACUUGCUUGAACUUUUCCGGCCUUUUGGGGCUGUAAGCCGUGUUUACGUUGCUCUUGAUAAGAAUACGUCCAUUAGCAGAGGAUUUGGGUUUGUCAACUUUGUGAACAGGGAAGAUGCCCAGAGAGCAAUCAACAAGCUGAAUGGGUACGGUUAUGACAAUCUCAUCCUCAGGGUUGAAUGGGCCACACCCAGGACAAAUUAGACCCUUCUUACCCCUCUGUUUUCUUAAUCUUAUAAAGAUAUUUGCAUUAAGAAUGUUUUGUAGGAUUUUGGUCCUACAAUGUUUUUGUCCAGAUGCUUUGUCGAAAUUUUUUGUUCAAGAUUUUGUUGCUCUAAAUGGUUAUUAAAGUUGCUUGUGCGAGUACUAAUGAUUAAUAUGAGUUGCUUCCUGCAAAG
Molecule: messenger RNA, 1198 nt
Organism: Prunus mume (Japanese apricot)
Lineage: Eukaryota; Viridiplantae; Streptophyta; Magnoliopsida; Rosales; Rosaceae
Gene: EIF3G1
Product: eukaryotic translation initiation factor 3G1
Cellular component (GO): cytoplasm; eukaryotic translation initiation factor 3 complex
Molecular function (GO): RNA binding; translation initiation factor activity
Source: RefSeq, a predicted model, not a curated record